Messenger RNA from Talaromyces proteolyticus, 1048 nucleotides. RefSeq names its product NADP-dependent oxidoreductase domain-containing protein. NCBI's taxonomy places the organism in Eukaryota, Fungi, Ascomycota, Eurotiomycetes, Eurotiales, Trichocomaceae. Bases 1 to 981 code for a protein of 326 amino acids. The record is from RefSeq and is a predicted model, not a curated record. The transcript has 4 exons.
AUGGCUAGCAAGUCUCCUCUACGGAUUAUUCUCGGCGCAGCAAAUAUUGGAGAUACUUACAAAGACAAACUAGCAAAGUUUGGAACUCCGGAAGAAGUCAAAAGUUUUUUGGACUAUUUCUACGACAGAGGCUAUAAUAGUUUGGACACCGCUCGGGCCUACUCCCCAGGUGCUCGAGGAACAUCAGAGCCUCUUCUUGGUGUUGUGGGUGCUGGAAAACGCUUUAAUAUAGACACAAAGAUACUACCACAUGUUGAACAUCCCCACACCAGAGACAAGAUUGAGAGAAAUAUCAAUGAGUCCUUAGAGGCUUUGAGAGUUUCCCAAGUGGAUGUUGAGUAUCUGCAUAGACCUGAUAGAACCACCCCAUUUGAGGAGACGUGCGAAGCAAUGAACAAGGCAUAUAUCAAGGGAAAAUUCCGCAGAUUUGGGAUAUCGAACCAUACUGCAGAAGAAGUUGAGCAGUUAGUCAGGAUAUGUGAAGAGAGGGGGUUUAUCAAACCAACGGUGUAUCAAGGUCAAUACAACCCGAUUGUUAGGGGAGGCGAAAACGACCUCUUUCCAGUGCUUCGAAAGCAUGGUAUAGCAUUUUACGCUUGGAGCCCCGCAGGAGCCGGAAUUUUUGCGGGAAAGCAUAGAGAUGCUCAGCCAGGGGGACGAUAUGAUACUUCGCACCCUUUGGGCGAAUUGUACGCGAGCUGGUAUGUUAAACCUAACAUAGUAUCAGCAGUUGAUCGCGCAGUUGCAACAGCUACAAAAUUUGGAAUAUCUGGACAUGCGGCCGCUCUUCGCUGGACCCUGCAUCAUGGUAUUUUGGAUGGAAAGCACGGGGACGGUAUCAUCAUUGGGGCUUCGAGCACUACUCAAUUAGAGCAGAACCUGGACAUUGUAGAAGCGGGCCCAUUGCCAAAAGAAGUGGUCGAAGCAAUGAACGAUAUAUACUCUGAGCUUGCAGGAGAGGAGAUUUCUUACCAUUUCUAGGCUAACCCCCUUCGACCGAAGGGGAUUUUAGCUAGGUCGUGAAAAUACUCUCCGAGAUGAUGAUCAA